Messenger RNA from Chaetura pelagica (chimney swift), 798 nucleotides. RefSeq names its product tetraspanin-3-like. The record is from RefSeq and is a predicted model, not a curated record. Gene Ontology annotation, cellular component: membrane. The transcript has a single exon. Lineage: Eukaryota; Metazoa; Chordata; Aves; Apodiformes; Apodidae. Bases 1 to 798 code for a protein of 265 amino acids.
AUGUGGCCAUCAUCUUUAUGGUGCUAUGAGUACUCCUGGCUCAGGCCUUUUGCUCAGUCUCUGCUGAGGAUCCUAGGCUUCAUCUUCUGUGGCACUGCUGCAGCUCUGGCCUUUGGUGGAGUUCUUGUGAUCCUGAUGUACAAGAACUACAGUUAUUUACUUCAGGAGUCUUUCUUGUCUGUCCCUGGCUGGCUGGCUGUUGCAGCUGCACUUACCUUGCUACCUACUGGAGUUUUGUCUAUCUCUCUUUCUGCUAAGAGCUCCCGCUGCCAGCAAGGGACUCUUAUGUACUUGCUUUUGGUCUUGCUUUGCCUAGAAAUAUCUUCUGGAGUUAUGGCACACUUAUACUCUAUUCGUAUGCCUUCUGAGCUGAAGAGCACUUUGGAUCACCUUGUCUCUCAGUAUAAUGGGACACGAUCCCAGGCUCCUGAUAGCAGGGUUGUGGAUAUGGUACAGACGAAGCUCCAGUGUUGCGGGGUCCAAAACUACACAGACUGGCUAAAGGCAACAGCUGCUUCUUGGCAUUUUCCAGCUGAAAAAUCUCGUGUCCCUGAAAGCUGCUGUAAGGAGAAGUAUUCUCGCUGUGGGAGUGACUUAAGCCAUGUGGAGUGGCUUUUUCAGGAAGGCUGUCUAAAGAAGCUGGAAGACCGGUUGUGUUUUGUUACGCUCUAUGUGUUUUGGUGCUGCAUUUUGCUAAGUGUCUUAGAGCUGUUGGCUGGUGCCAGCAAUGGCAUGCUCAUGAUAAUGCCUUCAUGGAACUUCCAAAUUCUGGACUCAUCUACUUUCUCAAAGGCCUGA